Molecule: messenger RNA, 525 nt
Organism: Candidozyma duobushaemuli
Lineage: Eukaryota; Fungi; Ascomycota; Pichiomycetes; Serinales; Metschnikowiaceae
Gene: CNB1
Product: calcineurin regulatory subunit B
Exons: 1
Coding region: 1-525 (174 amino acids)
Molecular function (GO): calcium-dependent protein serine/threonine phosphatase regulator activity; calcium ion binding
Source: RefSeq, a predicted model, not a curated record
AUGGGAUUGGCAUCUUCGACACUUCUAGAGUCCUUCAUGGAAGGCACGAAUUUUGAUCGCGAGGAAAUAGAUAGACUAAGAAAACGGUUCAUGAAACUUGACAGCGAUGGAAGUGGAGCGAUCGACAAGAAUGAGUUUCUAGCCAUACCUGGUAUUUCAUCAAACCCCCUCUCAAGCCGGUUGAUGGACGUUUUCGAUGAGGAUCACGAUGGAACCAUCGACUUUCAAGAAUUUAUUACCGGCCUUUCAGCCUUCAGUGGUAAAUCAUCUCGUGCUGAUAAACUUCGCUUUGCAUUCAAGAUAUACGAUAUCGACAGAGAUGGGUACAUCGGUAAUGGCGAGCUUUUCAUAGUAAUGAAGAUGAUGGUGGGCAAGAAUUUACAAGACGAAGAACUACAACAGAUUGUGGAUAAGACGAUUCUGGAAGCUGACGCUGAUGGAGAUGGUCGUCUAAGUUUUGAAGAGUUUCAGAAUGCGGUCGACUCGACCUCUGUGGCGUCUGCAUUGACUUUGAAUAAUAUUUAG